Messenger RNA from Cladophialophora immunda, 1761 nucleotides. RefSeq lists its product as uncharacterized. Lineage: Eukaryota; Fungi; Ascomycota; Eurotiomycetes; Chaetothyriales; Herpotrichiellaceae. Gene Ontology annotation, biological process: carbohydrate transport; transmembrane transport. Gene Ontology annotation, cellular component: membrane. Gene Ontology annotation, molecular function: carbohydrate:proton symporter activity. Bases 1 to 1761 code for a protein of 586 amino acids. The transcript has a single exon. The record is from RefSeq and is a predicted model, not a curated record.
AUGAAGAUGCACAUGUUCAACAUCAAUUGGGGCCACCACAGAUGGGCCGUCUUCUUCUGUGCCAUCUCCAGCCUCGGUGCUCUUUGCUAUGGGUACGACCAGAUUUACUACACCGGCGUGUUGGGGAUGAAAAGAUUUGUGCACGACUACGGCACCACCCACGACAAGGACGGCAAUAUCGCCUUGACCACUACCUUCCUGUCCCUCACGGCAUCCAUCAUCUACGUGGGAGAACUGGUCGGGGCGCUUCUCUCUGCUCCCAUCAACGAUUUCUUCGGCAGAAAGGGAGUCUUCCUUUGUGCUUCGGCUUGCAUCAUCGCCGGGGCCAUCACUCAAUGCGCCGACCAAGGCUCCAUGGGGGUCAUCUGCCUGGGCCGUAUACUGAUCGGGCUGGGCAUCGGCCAGUUUACGGUGACCUGUCUCCUGUACAUUGGCGAGGUUGCACCGCAGGCAAUCCGAGGUCCGGCCCUGAUGAUGUUUCAAUUCAUGCAGUCGUGUUCUCAGCUUGUCGGUUCAGGGAUCACCCAAGGCACGGAAUCCAUCGGCUCGACCGCUUCGUACCGGAUUCCGAUGGGGUUGCUGGCGUUGCUGCCGCUCCUUAUGCUCGUGGGCCUGAUCUUCCUCCCGGAGUCGCCGGUUUGGUACAUUCGCCGAGGUCGACCAGAAAAGGCCACCAAGGCGCUUCUGAAGAUCAACCGCAGCAUGCCCGAGUAUACGCCCGAGAAAGACCUCGCCGCCUUCACGACAAUGGUGGAAACGGAACGAAUCCGAGAGGCGACGUCGUCCUGGAUGUCACUGUUGAAAGACCGGGUCGAACGCCGCAAGCUCAUAUACUCGUGCGGGGCAAUGGUGGCUCAACAGAUCAACGGCAUUCAGUUCUUUUACUCGUAUGGGGUCGUCUUUGCACAGUCCAUCGGCAUCAAGCAAGCGUUCACUAUCUCGCUCAUCACCAACACGCUCCAGGUCAUCGCGGUGGGUGUGUCUGUGCUGCUGGGCAACAAAGUGCGCCGCCGCUCGAACCUGCUGGUCACGACCAUCAUGAUGCUGCUCGCAUACAUCAUCAUUGGAGGGCUCGGCGCAGGACCCUACACGAAGACCAGCUUCAGCACGACCAUCGUCGUCAUCUCCUACAUUGUCAUUGUGGCGUUCAACUUCGGCCACGGGCCGUUGGCGUUCACCAUCGCGUCCGAAAUGGCCGUGGGGCGCAAUCGCAACAAGAUCAUGAGCGCGUCGAUCGUGUCGUUCUUCUUCACCGUCUGGGUCAUCGCCUUUACCAGCCCCUACAUCUACUACAACGGGGGCCUGGGCCCGAUGCUGGGGUUCGUGUACGCGGGGACCACGUGCAUCACGCUCGCGUACGUGUGGUUCUGCGUGGGCGAGACGACGGGCCGCAGCCACCUGGAGAUCGAGCUGUUCUUCCAGAAGCACGUCCCCGUGCGCAGGUGGCGCCAGCACAAGUUCGCCACCCUGGACAUCGUCCGCCAGGAGGAGGAAGACAACGCCUCCCACGCGAUCGCGGAGGAGAUCCAGCAGGCGCGGCACGAGGGCCGGAUCACGCAGCUGCUGUCCGAGAAGAACAUCGUGGAGCCGCCGACCGAGGAGGAGCUCGCCGGCCCCGGGCGCAGCGCCGUCGUCGCUCUGAAGACGGGGGACUGGAGGGACGUGCGGUGGGGGAGCAAGAAUGCUCCGUUCAGUCCAAGGGACCGCGCGCUGGGCCUGAUAUGCACAUUUACCGUCCACGGCAUGACCGAGUCAAUGUAG